This is a messenger RNA of Paramecium octaurelia, 105 nucleotides long. The record is from the annotation of a GenBank genome assembly. NCBI's taxonomy places the organism in Eukaryota, Ciliophora, Oligohymenophorea, Peniculida, Parameciidae.
AUGUUGAAGAUUAAAAAUGUUUUGUAAUUCAAUGAUUUAUUGGAAAAAUGCUAGUAAUUAGAUCUGAAAAAUAGAAUAACAACUGAAGAUGCUGUUUAUCAUUGA